This is a messenger RNA of Mugil cephalus (flathead mullet), 1097 nucleotides long. RefSeq lists its product as uncharacterized. Gene Ontology annotation, cellular component: membrane. The coding region runs from base 41 to 670 and encodes 209 amino acids. The transcript is spliced from 4 exons. Gene Ontology annotation, molecular function: signaling receptor activity. Lineage: Eukaryota; Metazoa; Chordata; Actinopteri; Mugiliformes; Mugilidae. The record is from RefSeq and is a predicted model, not a curated record. Gene Ontology annotation, biological process: adaptive immune response.
ACGGAUUUCCUGUUGAUGAGCUUGACAUCAAGUGAAGUGUAUGACAGCCACUGUCAGUAUGUCUGGUGUCUGGCUGAAACUUGUAACCAUCGUUUGUCUCUCUUACACAGUUCUGACUGGUGCAGAGAUCAAAGGAGUAGUAUGGAAAAAACUUGGAGAAGCAAUCACAAUCCAGUGCAGAUUUGAAAACCAAAAGAACAUGUCUUUGAAGAUGGGUCUCAAUGGGUCUCUUGUCCUAAAAAAGUGUUCUCAGACAGAAACAGUUGGCAACCAGUUUCAUGGCAGACUUGUGUCAAAUGUAGCCUUCUCAAACAUGGAUAUUCUCAUCAAAAACUUGACCUCGAAGGACACAGGACCAUACUGGUGUGAGUAUAACAUGUGUGACAAAGAGGCCAAAGACACCAAAACCAUGAAUGGAACAGGAUCUAUACUCCUGGUGGUGACAGAUGACAGACAUACAACAACAGAUGCAGUACAUGGGUGUGAAUCAUCACAUCAGAAGCUGGUCCUGGUGUCUGUUGUGAUUGCUGCUGCUGUGCUGCUUGGCAUCAUCAUGGCUUUCUUCAUUAGGAUCAUCCUUAAGGCCAAACACUUGUGCACCACGGUGAAGCCGAGGCGUGUCACCACCAACGAUGUUUAUGAAGACAUGCGUGGAACACUCAGACGCUAAAGAUCAAGUCAGCCUGCAAGCCUGCAAGCAGCCAAUACUUAAUACUCAUUAAUUAUUCCCUUCCUCUGAUGGUCAAGUGAUGCAUGUGAAAAGGGUAGCAAGUCAGCAUGUUUUGUGACAUACUCUAUAACCCUUUCAGGCUUGUGUAUGUGUAAGAAUAUGCGUCAAGCAAAAUGGUACAACAUUAUAACAAUUUGUGUUGCCUCAGAAGAUUAGAUACAAAUAGUUUGGCACAAUGUGUUGUUUGAAACAACCAUGUAAUAAGUAGAAAAGCACACAUUUUACUUUUUGUGACUUUGGUGAUUUAAAUAUUUUUGUUAAUUUCAGCAAGUUCUAAGAUACCAUACAAUGUAUUGUAAUAAUAAGUGUAAAUUAAACAAUGUAUUGUUGGAAUUUAUUUUUCAAAAUAAAGAUUCUGUUGAUGAUA